GUGACGUCAGCGACCUGGUCCCCGCCGCCGCCGCUGCCGCCGCAUCCUCUACGCCCGCCAGGAGCCGGCGUCCCCCGCGCCCCUCGCGCCCGGCCCGGCCAUGGCUUUGGUCGCGUUGAUGCCGCUCCUGCUGCUGCUGCUGCAGCCUCCGCCCGCCAACCCCGCGCCGCCCGCCCGCGACCCCUUCGCCCCUCAGCUCGGGGACACGCAGAGCUGCCAGCUGCGGUGCCGCGACCGCUACCCUGGUUCGCAGCCCUCGCAGGCGGAGCUGGAGGAGGAGGAGGACCCCUCGGAGUCCCCGCAUGAGUAUGACAGGGCCGUCCUGAUCAGUGCUUGUGAGCGUGGCUGCCGCCUCUUCUCCAUCUGCCGGUUUGUGGCCAGGAGCUCCAAGCCCAACGCCACCCAGGUGGAGUGUGAAGCAGCCUGCGUGGAGGCCUAUGUGAAGGAGACGGAGCAGCAGGCCUGCAGCGAGGGCUGCUGGAGCCAGAACCCCGAGCCUGAGCCUGAGCAGGAGCAGAAGAGAAAAGUCCUGGAAGCUCCAAGCGGGGCCCUCUCGCUCCUGGACUUGUUUUCCACCCUCUGCAAUGACCUUGUCAACUCUGCCCAGGGCUUUGUCUCCUCCACUUGGACAUACUACCUGCAAACUGACAAUGGGAAGGUGGUGGUGUUCCAGUGGCUUCAUUCCCAGACCCAGCCUGUGGUAGAGACCCUAGGGCACGAGGGGGCCCGUCUGCAGCGAGUAGAGGUGACCUGGCGGGGAUCUCACCCUGAGGCCUUGGAGGUACACGUAGAUCCUGUAGGUCCCUUGGACAAGGUGAGGAAGGCCAAGAUCCGAGUCAAGACUAGCAGCAAGGCCAAGGUGGAGUCCGAUGAGCUACAAGACAAUGACUUCCUCAGUUGCAUGUCCCGGCGCUCGGGGCUUCCUCGCUGGAUCCUGGCCUGCUGCCUCUUCCUCUCCGUGCUGGUGAUGCUGUGGCUGAGCUGCUCUACCCUGGUGACUGCACCUGGCCAGCAUCUCAAGUUCCAGCCCCUGACCCUGGAGCAGCACAAAGGCUUCAUGGUAGAGCCAGACUGGCCCCUGUACCCUCCCCCAUCGCACGCCUUUGGGGACAGCCCCCCACCCUACAAGCUGAAGCUGGAUCUCACCAAGCUGUAGGCCUCGGUCCGCCUGGGGAAUUGUUCCUCAGGCCUCCUCGCCCUGUGCUCAGGAGUCCAGGCCAGGGUGGGACCAUCCUUGGGCUCCUCCACCCACAAAAUCCUUCUCUCUACAGGCCUGCCCCUCUCCCCCGGGUCCUGAUGUCUCUAGGGGGUGACAUCUGGCCUUGCUUCCUCCCUGCCCCCUCCCUAGAGCGAGCUUCUUCCAUCUUCUAUUGUGUAGCUUCUUGAGUAUUUGAACCCCACAUUCCUCUUCCUCCUCUCUCCCCUCUCUGGGGGGCUGAGGCCUCAGGGGAGCCACCUUGUGCUAGGGCUCCCCCCGUCCCCACCCCACCUCUGGAGAUCCAGCCCCAGGAGAGGAGGCCCCUUCAAGAGGAGGCUGUGGGCAGCGCUGAGGCUGGGGCCGCAGCUUGGGGGUUGGGAGGAAUAAAGUGUGUGUAUAAAAGAC
Molecule: messenger RNA, 1603 nt
Organism: Equus caballus (horse)
Lineage: Eukaryota; Metazoa; Chordata; Mammalia; Perissodactyla; Equidae
Gene: TMEM59L
Product: transmembrane protein 59 like
Source: RefSeq, a predicted model, not a curated record